UCAGGUGCGAAGAACACUUCCGUAUACACGUAAGACGUCACAGUGACGACAUCUCCAACUCCGCGUGUUGGCCCCGCCUACGCAAGAAAUCGCAGAGGACUCGCUUGACGACUCUUCAGCUCCAUCAAAAGAAGAAAAUAAACAGAAGCUGUGAUGUUAGUUUCAUGACUCGUGUGUCAGCGUGGGUUCAUGGGAGUGUGUCUCCACAACUAUUGCCGGUGAAACUCCAUCUGACGUGCCUCAGCAGAAAACGUGUUCACGGACGAGGUGAGACAUUUCUUUUGACAUGUCACGGGGAAGUACACAGAAGAUAUGCCCCUUCUGCAAGGGCAUUCUUCCAUGUGCCAAAAAAAUUUGCAGCCACUGCAAUAUGGUCCAGCCCAUCAAGCAACGCCUCCAAAAGGCUUUGAGUAGAUUUGAGGAAAAGCGGGAAAAGUGGGUGUCUUCCCGCAAAAAAAACCACAACCUAGCUCAAAUAAAGGAGGAAGCGGUCCUAAUGCUUGAGAAACUUCAAGCAGCUGGCUACAAACCCGUCCUCCUUCUGGGAACACCUUGCAAGAAGUCCCACACGGUACAAGUUUUCUUACCUCGCUGCACCUUGGCCCCUUACACGGAGGAGUCCCUUAAACAAAUGCGCUCUAUUCAUGAGUCUGUGUGUCAAGUGAGCAACAACUUUCAAACUUGCACAGGCUGGACGCCUUAUACCACUGGGACUGAAGAGGUUUUUACUCUCAGUCUUACGCCCUGGAACCCCAGCCCUGUGGUCAUAGAGGAGCCAGAAGAGGACAGGGGAACCUCACAGAUGGAGAUGGACAUAGAAGAGGUUGAAGAGAGGGCCGUCCCGGUUGAGGAGGGGGCCGUAGAGGAGGGGGCUGUUGUGGAGGGGGCUCUGGAGGUGCAGGAGGAGGCCGGGCAGGUGGAGGAGGGGGCUGUGCGGGUGGAGGAGGGGGCUAGGCAGCUGGAGGAGGGGGCUGUGGAGUUGAAGGAGGAGGCCGGGCAGGUGGAGGAGGGGGCUGUGCAGGUGAAGGAGGAGGAGGCUGUGGAGGUGAAGGAGGAGGAGGCUGUGGAGGUGAAGGAGGAGGAGGCUGUGGAGGUGAAGGAGGAGGAGGCCGGGCAGGUGGAGGAGGAGGAGGCUGUGGAGGUGAAGGAGGAGGCCGGGCAGGUGGAGGAGGAGGCCGGGCAGGUGGAGGAGGAGGCCGGGCAGGUGGAGGAGGAGGCCGGGCAGGUGGAGGAGGAGGCUGGGCAGGUGGAGGAGGUGGCUGUGGAGGUGAAGGAGGAGGCCUGGCGGGUGGAGGAGGCGGCUGUGCGGGUGGAGGAGGAAGCCCACCCUGACAUGGAAGGACCAGCUGUCUCUACUGUGCAGAAGAAGAGGAAGAGACAAGAGCUUCACAGCCAGAAGAAGGCACCCCGCAAGAGAACUUUACCCAAGAAUUGCUCCUAUCAUAUUGGUCGUGAUGCUUUCGAAAUAAGGGGCUACGGAAAGGAGAGAAUCAGAAAGGGCAAAACAGAGGUCCUGGUUGAGUGGCAGCCUUGCCCAGUUUGUGGGAAGGAGUGGGCCAAGGCCUGGCAGCCAAAAUAAAAUUCAAAUUAAAAUAUU
Molecule: messenger RNA, 1597 nt
Organism: Gadus macrocephalus (Pacific cod)
Lineage: Eukaryota; Metazoa; Chordata; Actinopteri; Gadiformes; Gadidae
Product: neurofilament medium polypeptide-like
Exons: 10
Coding region: 287-1579 (430 amino acids)
Source: RefSeq, a predicted model, not a curated record